Papaver somniferum (opium poppy) is the source of this 1505-nucleotide messenger RNA. Its product is annotated as CBS domain-containing protein CBSX3, mitochondrial-like. Lineage: Eukaryota; Viridiplantae; Streptophyta; Magnoliopsida; Ranunculales; Papaveraceae. The record is from RefSeq and is a predicted model, not a curated record. The coding region runs from base 780 to 1343 and encodes 187 amino acids. The transcript has 5 exons.
AGAUUUAUAUGUUUUGAAAUUCUAAAACAUUAGAAUUUUUGAUUUCGUUUCAAUUUUCUAUUCAUUCUAGUUUCUGUAGAAUUAUAGGUUUUGAAUUUCUGAAACAAAAGAAGAAGAAGUUGCGAUGAUGAUUAAACAUCUCGUUAAUCUGAUUAACAAAUGAGGAUAACUCUGUUUCCAUUCUUAACUAGAUUCUGAGCAUCUUCUUCUUCUUUUACCCGGUUUUUUGUUUUUUUUUCUGCUUGUCGAUUUAAUGGAAUUACUUUUUAAUUUUCUGUUUACGAUUCUGUAAACUUGGAAUUGCAUUUAAAUUGGAAGAGCAAUUUAGAUCCGAGAAUACCCUAAGCCUAACUGGGAGUUAGAUCGAGAUGAAAAUCUCAUUCUGUGAAUAGAUCGAGAUUUAAUUUCUACAUAAAUAAUUGGACCUGUAGAUUUCCGAAUCAACUGGAUUAACACACUCACUUGAAGAGACAUCACCUGUAAAAGAUUUAAAAUCUGAAAUCCUUUUCUUGGAUUGACUAUUAUUAUUAUUAUUCUUUUAUAAAUUCUGUCGAUGGACUGAAUUUUUUUACAUCUAGGCCAGUUGAAAAUCUUUGGAAAAUUUAGGCAUAUUCUAUGGAAUAUAGGAACUGAAGUAACGAGCACUCACUGAGCCAGGUGCCGGUGUAGAUGGACUCUGAAUCUUUUUUCCACAACUGAAAAUCUUUGGGAAAAUUUAGGCAGUGACCUCAAUAAGUAGGAGGUGAGCGCUCCCUGGAGAACUUUGCUAUUGGAUCAAAAUGCAAGGCAUUAUAAGGUCGUGCAAUGAAAUACUAAAGCAUGGACUUCUUUGCCGACUGUGUGUUACCUCAUCUACUGCAAGUUGGCAACAUAAAGGAUUAGAGAAUACAACAGUGGCUGAUGUCUUGAAGGCCAAAGGAGAAGAGAAAGAUGGAUACGUAUUUAGUUGCCGUACCAACGACACCGUUUACGAUGCCGUUCAGCUAAUGACUCGGAACAAUAUUGGUUCCUUGGUAGUAUUAAGGCCAGGGGAACAGAAUUUGAUCGACGGAAUCAUUACGGAGCGAGAUUAUCUAAGGAAGAUGAUUGUUCAAGGAAGACAUUCUAAACAAACAAAAGUUGGUGAAAUCAUGACCGAAGAGAACAAGUUAAUCACAGUGAACUCCAAUACAAAUAUUGUGGAAGCAAUGCAACUUAUGACAGAAAAUCAUAUAAGACAUGUACCUGUAAUCGAUGCGAAGAUCGUUGGCUUAAUAUCUAUUGUUGAUGUAGUUCGGGCUGUGGUCGCACAACAGGAUGAAGAGGUUAAGCGCCUAAAUGACUUCAUCAAAGGGGGCUACUAAUGGAAACCAAAAACUCGUUUAUCAAUAAUGGAUUUGUUUCGUUCUUUGUUUUUGUUGUUAUCUUCCAGAUAAAAGGUUAGAAUCGAUAUCAUAAUCCCGAAGCAUAAAAAUGUACGGAUAUACAUCUAAAACCAAUAUCAGUCGAUCUAUAUGUUUGUUGAA